AUGGCUGAGGAGGUUAAUCCUGCCACCCCAAAGGCUGGGGACUCAUCAAAGGAUGAUGCUUCCCAACCGGCUGAGGUCACCACCAAGUCCCCAGAAGCAGCACACGCCGACCAAGGCACUGAGAACUCUCCCAAGGCAGACGAGGAUAUGACAGGCAACGAUUCACCGACCGCUACCGGCGACAAGACACAACCUCCAGAGACCACCCAAGAGUCUAAGCCCGCCGAGUCGGGGUCACAAGAACCAGAACCUACAAAUGACAAAGCUGAGGGUAGUGAGGCAGGUCCUGUCGGCGAGGACGAACAGCAGAAGUCAGCGGUCAAUGGGACCCCUGCGUCCACCAAAAAUUCGACCAAACGCAGGUCGACUGGGAUUCCGGAGCACCGUUCCAAGAAGCUGAAUAAAAAGAAGUCUAUGCCCCGCAUUACUCAUCUCGAUGCGCAGCCAGGAGAAUACUAUUUUGCCCGCCUGAAAAGUUACGCUCCAUGGCCAUCAAUUAUUUGCGAUGAGGAGAUGUUGCCCGAAAGGCUCCUGGCCACUCGCCCUAUGUCGGCCAAACUGAAGGAUGGCACAUACAAUGAACAUUAUCAGGAUGGAGGCAAGAAGGUUCAUGAACGGACAUUUCCAGUCAUGUUUUUCCACACCAACGAGUUUGCGUGGAUUCCCAACACUGACCUUACUCCACUUAAUCCGGAAGACUGCAAGAAUGUUCCGGAAAAGGGUAAAUCCAAAAGUUUGCUUGCAGCAUAUCAGGUGGCUGCCGAAGACCAUGGUUUUCAGUACUUUAAGGAUCUGCUAGCAGACCACCAGCGUGCACUACAGGAAGAUGAAGAAGCACGGGAAGAAAAAGCAAAGGCAAAGCGAGAGAAGAAAAAGCGAAAGAGCAUGGACGUUGCAGACGAGCUUGAGGAUGAGGAAAUGGCGGACGAGAGCGCCGCAAAACCGAAGGCCACGAAGAAGCGCAAGAAGGACCUGGAGAGCGAAGGAGAGAGUGACAAGGUCAUACGGGCAGGUAGGCUAACAGGGAUCGACUGGGUGACGCAGCCUUUAAAGACCCCAAAAACAGCCACCAAGCUCAAAUUGACUACCCCCAAAGCCCCGGCGAGUGGCGAGACUGGGAAGAAAGGAACCGCUUCCGCUCGAGCUACCAAAUCCAAGGGCGCCAGCGCCAAAAAAGGGAAGCAGCCUGCUCCCACUUCUAGCGAUGAGGAAGAGGUUGAGGAGGCCCCUAAAGAGCCCGAGCCCGUGGUCAAUCCCGCCGAAGCCAAAGCGAAAAGAGAAAAAGAGGUUUUCUAUCUUCGCCAUCGGCUCCAAAAAGGGUUCCUUUCACGCGACCAGGCUCCCAAAGAGGAAGAAAUGGAAGCCAUGUCCAACUACAUCACGAAAUUAGACUCCUAUGACGACCUCGAAAUUAGCAUCAUCCGCAAGACCAAAAUCGGCAAGAAGUGGAAACAUUGGGAUGAAACCGAGCAAACGGCUAUUGAAAAGAAAGCCAACGGAAUGCACAACGAAGUCAAUGGCAAGGAUGCCAAUAAGGCGCCUGCCGUGAAUGACACCGACGUGCCCAUGCCCGAUGCAGAUGCGAAAGAGGCGGGAAAAGAGAGUGAAAAAGAGCCAACCCCUGCUGUUGCUGAGAAAGCUAACGAAGCAGAACCAGAAGCCAUGGCUACUUGA
Messenger RNA from Uncinocarpus reesii 1704, 1674 nucleotides. RefSeq lists its product as uncharacterized. Gene Ontology annotation, cellular component: mitochondrion. The record is from RefSeq and is a predicted model, not a curated record. Gene Ontology annotation, biological process: anterograde axonal transport. Lineage: Eukaryota; Fungi; Ascomycota; Eurotiomycetes; Onygenales; Onygenaceae. Bases 1 to 1674 code for a protein of 557 amino acids. The transcript is spliced from 6 exons.